Messenger RNA from Suillus discolor, 464 nucleotides. RefSeq lists its product as uncharacterized. NCBI's taxonomy places the organism in Eukaryota, Fungi, Basidiomycota, Agaricomycetes, Boletales, Suillaceae. Bases 88 to 360 code for a protein of 90 amino acids. The transcript has a single exon. The record is from RefSeq and is a predicted model, not a curated record.
CAUGAAACAGUGCCUACCAGGGACGCGCACGGAGAUUUCUUCCCAGAUUACAGACUGGAUCAACGGCAGUGGAAUGCUGCUAAACGUAUGCUGCGGCUAUCUGGCCCUGCAGGCACAGGCAUAUCAGCCAUCGCUCGACCGAUUGCCAAGGGGUUCAGUGACAUGGGAGUGCUCGAUUCAUGUUUCUGCUUCAACAAGGCCGAGAAACGUCAUGAAAAAGUUUUUUCCACCAUUGUUCAUGGCCUAGCUGAUCGUAAUGCGGAGAUGAGACGAGCAUUGGCGGAUGCGGUUAAAAAUUCCACUUCACUUAAGAACUCAGGAUAUUUUCCAGCAGGGAGAAACUUCUCAUGGAACUAUUGAAGAAAUUCUCUACGUGAAGUGUGGGACCUGUCUUGAUCGUGAUGGAAGCGCUGGACGAAAGUGGCGGAGUGGAGACGCGGGGGGACCUUACUUGCCAAUAAACU